This is a messenger RNA of Orcinus orca (killer whale), 1552 nucleotides long. It is a transcript of the gene C2CD4B, whose product is annotated as C2 calcium dependent domain containing 4B. The transcript has 2 exons. NCBI's taxonomy places the organism in Eukaryota, Metazoa, Chordata, Mammalia, Artiodactyla, Delphinidae. The coding region runs from base 360 to 1472 and encodes 370 amino acids. The record is from RefSeq and is a predicted model, not a curated record.
CGGGCGGUUCCCUGCACGCACAGCGGAUGUAGGUCCCAGGGCUGAGCAGAGGGUGCCGGCUCUCGCCACAGCUUCGCUCCCAGGAGAGCCCCCGCGACAGGGCCUGGUGCUGGCGAGAAGGGGCGGCCGGGAGGGCGGGCCGUCCAGCGACUCCAAGGGUUGGGCUCCGGGCCAGCUGGGCGGGGCUCAGCCUCCGAUAUAAGUGAGGAGCGCCCAUCUCGUGGCCACAGUGCUGAAGCUGGCGCGCCUGACUGGACCGCAAGGGGACGGGCACUGAACUUGCAACUCAGGAACCAGAGGGACUGAAGAAGAGGCAAAGGAGCGUUUCUUCCCCCCACUCCCAGGCCCAGCCUCGGAGGAUGCGGCUCCUCGGGAAACUCCGCGCCUCGGCCGCGGGCCGCGCGGCUCUGGAGCCUGCCUUCUCCAACGUGCUCACCCCGGACCGCAUCCCCGAGUUCUGCAUCCCGCCGCGGCUGCCCGCGCCCUGCGCGCCAGUGUCCUCGCCCCAGGCCGCCGCCCUGCCCCGGCGGUGCGCUGCAGAGCCGGACCUUUGGUUUCGAGGAGCCUACGACGGCGCGGGCCGCACGGACUGGGACCCACGCUCGCAGGCCGCGCUCUCGCUGCCGCACCUGCCCCGUGCGCGCACCGCCUACGGCUUCUGCGCGCUACUCGAGAGCCCGCACACCCGCCGCAAGGAGUCGCUCUUCCUUGGGGGCUCGGGCACCGCCCCGCUCCUGCCCGCGCCCCGCCCCCGGGCCCGCACCUUCGGCGGCGGCGGCAGCGGCGAUCCCCUCGCGCCCCCGGGAAGAGUCCCUGCUGCGCCUCCCGUGGCCCCCGCCCGCCCCCUCCCGCCGGUUGCGCUCGCCCCGCGGCCCCACGGCCGCCGCCUCCUGCGCGCUCCCGAGGGGCUGCUGCGCCGCGCACUGCGGGCCGGGAGGAGCCGAGGCCUGGCCCGCGCCCGCUCAGUCUCCAGCGGGGACGGGGAUGACGACGACGACGACGGGCGCCGCUCCGGCUCCUGGUCCCCGGCCCGGGCCCCCGCCACGUCCCCUCCGCGGCCCCCCGACCCUCGGCCCGAGCGCCUGGAGGCUGAGGGCACCGUGACUCUGGACCGCGCCGGCGGCGCCCUGCGCCUGGCCGUCGAGUACAGUCGGGACAGCGGGCGCCUCCGCGUCCGGCUGCUCCGCGCCGAGGACCCGGCCGGAGGGGCCGCCGAGCCCCGCGCCCCCGUCGGCUGCCGCGUCAGCUUCGUUCUGCAGCCGCCGGGCCAGACGCGCCGGCCGCGGGGCGCCGUGGUCCGGCUGAGCCGCCGGGCGGUCUUGGAGCAGGACUUGUGCUUGGACGGGCUCUCGGAGGACGAGGUGCGUCGCCUGGCCGUGCGCGUCAAGGCCGAGAACCGGGGCCGCGGGCUGGAGCGGGGCCGCCUGCUGGGCCAGGGCGAGCUGCUGCUGGGCCCCCUCCUGCUCCUGUGAGGGCGCGCCCUGCCCCUGGGGCCUCUCGGACACCGCCAGACGCUUUGUACCAAAUAAAUGUUAUUUAUUCAUUUUUCUAA